This is a messenger RNA of Penicillium expansum, 1662 nucleotides long. Its product is annotated as Major facilitator superfamily domain, general substrate transporter. Gene Ontology annotation, biological process: transmembrane transport. The record is from RefSeq and is a predicted model, not a curated record. The transcript is spliced from 3 exons. Gene Ontology annotation, molecular function: transmembrane transporter activity. The coding region runs from base 1 to 1662 and encodes 553 amino acids. NCBI's taxonomy places the organism in Eukaryota, Fungi, Ascomycota, Eurotiomycetes, Eurotiales, Aspergillaceae.
AUGAGACGCCAUUCAAUAGCCGAAGAAAUUUACGAUAAUGAGUCUAAAAUCAACUUCGGCGUACCGGACAGCGUCCGAAGCGUGGACGAUGUGACACACAACCCAGCACUCGGGAGCUCAAUUCAACUAUUCGAGAGCGACCCCUCAACCGAAGAACAACAAAGACGGAUCGAAGUGCGAGAAUGGCUGGUCUUUAUCUGUAUCGUCAUUCUGGCAAUGAUGGAUUCGUUCAAUGCGACCAUUUUGAUCCCAGCCUUACCCGACCUGGCAAACACAUUCGCAAAGCCACUAGCAAGCACAUUCUGGGUCAACACGAUAUACCUCCUUUUCGGCGCAAGCAGCCAACUUUACUUUACAAUGAUGAGCGAAGUCUUCAACCACGGACCCGUCUGGAUUAUCGCCGUGGUCCUCGCGACAAUCGGCACAGGAAUCUGCUGCGGCUCCAUGAGUCUGGCGGAACUCAUAAUCGGCCGCAUGAUUCAGGGAAUCGGCGGCGGCGGUGCGAUGAGUCUUUGCUUCGUGAUAAUGACCGAUACGGCGCCUGAAGUUAUGCAGUCACGGUAUUCAUGCUAUAUCCUGCUGACGCGGAUGUGUGGUAGCAUCCUGGGGCCCGUCAUCGGAGGCUUGUUUGUCGAUAAUGCUGACUGGAGAUGGGUGUUUUAUUUGAACUUUAUUUUCUGCGCGCUUGGAUUGCUGGCGAUUCCAUUUGCUGUGGAUCUGCGCGCGUUGAAAUAUAUCCCGAUGCACAAAUUGCGCGUUUUGGAUUGGACAGGUACGACUUUAGCUUUUUUGGGCCUUGCAGCUAUUCUGGUUGGUCUAUCUUGUGGUGGGAGCUCGUAUCGCUGGGGGGAUUGGCAGACUAUUGUUCCCCUUGCGGUAGGUACUGUGAUUAUUGUUGCACUUCUCUUUUACGAGUCCAAGUGGGCUGCGCAUCCGCAGUUUGGGAGGAGGGUAUUUCGGUCGAGGAUGAUGGCUAUGACACAUCUAGGGUGCUUUUUGCAUGGCUUUGUGGUCUUUGCUCACUUGCAAUUCUUCCCGUUAUAUUUCAUUUCAACCCAUUAUAUGUCCGCCACUUUGUCAGGAAUCACCGUGCUAGCCAUGGUUGGGCUUGCGAUUGCACCAGCAACUGUUGUUGGUGUUAUUCUCGCGAGAGAGUUAAGAUGUACCCAGUGGAUCAUCUCUGGUGGUUGGGUUUUGACUGCCCUUGCGAGUGGAUGCUCCAUCCUCUUGGAUAACUCCACGCCGACCGUAGCGUGGGUAUUUUUGUUGUUCACAACAGGCCUCGGACAUGGUCUAUUGCUUUCGAGUUACAAUGUUCGCAUUCAGAAUCUGCCCAAAGAUGGGGAUGGCUCUCUCUCGACUCUGCCAACAACCAUGUCAUACUACAUGCGAGGUUGGGGUAUGGCAGUUGCAGUCCCUGUCGGCGGAGUUGUGUUGUUGAAUUGCUUCGGCAAUGGACUUGCAAGAGUUGGACUGGGUCGAGACAUAGUAAGCUCUACCAACGGAUAUCUCAUUCUGAUGAAGGAUGUGAGCAUGACAAUGAAUCAGAGAGAGACUAUCACAGUUGUUUCUGUCGCGGCAUUUCAAGGGGUUUGGGAUCUCGUCACGGGUGUUGCUAUCCUUGGGGGAGUUUCAUCUGGUUUCCUGUGGCAAAAAAAAUGA